This is a messenger RNA of Prunus armeniaca (apricot), 528 nucleotides long. Lineage: Eukaryota; Viridiplantae; Streptophyta; Magnoliopsida; Rosales; Rosaceae. The record is from the annotation of a GenBank genome assembly.
AUGGAUGACUACUAUAAAAGGAGUGGUCAAAUACCGGCAUUUGGAAACUGGGAUUAUGCAAACGAGCUGCCAAUCACCCAGUAUUUCGAGUGCGCAAGACAGGCCGGUUUGAUCAGAUUCAGCUCUUCCUCUGGUGAAAGUGCUGAUGCCUACGUUCGUCCUGCUGACUUGUAUGCUGUUAAUCAUCUCAACAAGCCUAAACCCUCUCGAAAGCAGCAGGCAGCAACAAGAAUAGGGACGAGGGAAAAGCGAGGCCCGCGUGCGCAUGUCAUGGAGCAAAAGAAGCAGCAAGCUAAGGUCUGUGACGUGACGCAACCUCCAACUAAACACUACGAAUAUCAUGUUCAACAAUCAAAUCGCACUCGCUCGAACGACGCCGUUCCGAGAGUAACCCCUCGUUUCCCCACCAGGCCUCCAAAGCCUGUGGACGAAGAUCUCUACAAAAUCCCACCUGAGCUUCUCCAUAAGACCAAACGGAAGAAAAUGCUGGGAUUGCUUUGUUGCUUGGUGCCAGCAUGUGCUUCAUGA